Molecule: messenger RNA, 2437 nt
Organism: Electrophorus electricus (electric eel)
Lineage: Eukaryota; Metazoa; Chordata; Actinopteri; Gymnotiformes; Gymnotidae
Gene: aldh4a1
Product: aldehyde dehydrogenase 4 family, member A1
Molecular function (GO): L-glutamate gamma-semialdehyde dehydrogenase (NAD+) activity
Source: RefSeq, a predicted model, not a curated record
CAACGGUGCUUUCGUAUUUCCGUGGAUUGAUGUAGCUGCGAGGUUUGACAGUUAAUCGACGACCCUUAAAAAUAUUCACCUUGAUAAAGGUCUUUUUCUAAUAAGCAUUUGCUUAUUUAUUCUUCUUCUUAAUCUUUGUGGCUUUCCCUAUCGAGACAUGUUGCGACUGAAGUCGGCGCUCUGUCAAUCUUGGAGGAGUUUCAGAACGUUUCCCUGUGGAGCUAUGGAGGUUAGGAAUGAACCAGUUUUGGAGUUCCAAGAGAGGAGUAAAGAGAGAGCUGAGCUUGAAAAGGCCCUACAAGACUUGAAGGGAAAGACAGAGGAAAUUCCAUGUGUAAUUGGAGACGAAUAUGUGUGGACCAAAGAUAUUCAAUAUCAGAUGUCUCCUUUCAACCACUCCCACAAGGUGGCCAAAUUCUGUUAUGCUGAUAAGGAUCUCCUAAACAAAGCCAUUCUGGCGUCUUUGGCAGCAAGACGAGAAUGGGACCUUAAGCCAGUGACAGACCGAGCACAGAUCUUCUUCAAGGCUGCUGAAAUGAUCAGUGGGCCCAAGAGAGCAGAGGUUCUUGCUAAAACGAUGAUUGGCCAGGGUAAGACCGUGAUACAGGCUGAAAUUGAUGCCGCAGCCGAACUCAUUGACUUUUUCAGGUUCAACGCCAAGCAUGCAAUUGACCUACAGCAGCAGCAGCCUCUGGACAGCGAUGGUAGCACCAACACCAUGCUUUAUCGUGGGCUAGAGGGCUUUGUAGCUGCUAUUUCACCGUUCAAUUUUACUGCAAUCGGUGGAAACCUGGCAGGCACGCCAGCAAUGAUGGGUAAUGUGGUGCUAUGGAAACCCAGUGACACUGCCAUGUCUGCUAGCUACGCAGUCUACAAGAUUCUGCGGGAGUCUGGCCUGCCGUCCAACAUCAUCCAGUUUGUUCCAGCUAAUGGGCCUGUUUUCGGGGACACUAUCACUGCUUCAGAGCACUUGGCCGGAAUCAACUUCACCGGCAGUGUGCCAACAUUUAAACAUUUGUGGAAACAGGUGGCGCAGAAUCUGGAUAACUACAAAAAUUUCCCUCGUGUGGCAGGAGAGUGUGGUGGCAAGAACUUCCACUUUGUGCACAGGUCAGCGGAUGUCCACAGUGUGGUAAUGGGCACCAUCCGCUCAGCAUUCGAGUAUGGAGGCCAGAAGUGCUCAGCUUGCUCCCGAAUGUAUGUGCCUGACUCCCUUUGGCCGUGCAUUAAACAAGAGCUUCUGGCUGUGCACAAACAAAUCAUAGUGGGAGACCCAGUUGAGAAUUUUGGAAUUUUCUUCUCAGCAGUAAUUGAUGACAAAUCCUUUUCCAGAAUCAAGGGCUGGCUUGACCAUGCCCAGACCUCUCCUAAUCUAACAGUGAUUGCUGGUGGAAAUUGUGAUGACAAAAAGGGAUACUAUGUGGAGCCUACAAUUAUUGAAACUAAAGACCCACAGGAUAAAAUAAUGACUGAGGAGAUCUUCGGGCCAGUUUUGACCAUUUAUGUCUACCCUGAGAAUGAUUACAAGAAAGUAUUGGACUUAAUUGACAACACAUCUCCAUAUGCUCUCACAGGGGCUGUCUUUGCCCAGGAUAAGGCUGUUUUGGAUGAGGCUGCAAAAACACUGAGAAAUGCAGCAGGAAAUUAUUAUGUAAAUGACAAAUCAACAGGCUCCAUUGUGGCCCAGCAGCCUUUUGGGGGCUCCCGGGCAUCAGGUACUAAUGACAAGCCUGGUGGACCACACUAUGUCCUCAGAUGGACCUCGCCACAGGUUGUCAAGGAGACCCAUGUUCCACUCAGAGAUUGGAAAUAUAACUAUAUGGGUUGAGUGAACGCUCUUGUUAUAUUCACAGCAUAACCCAUGAUCCAUAACUCUGUUCUAAUGAUGGCUUCCCCUCCCCCCAAUUUCUCAAUCAAGACCAAUGAAGACACCAAAGUGCUUAUUUAUUUUACUUGAGUUAGCAUUUAUCCUUUCCCAAGUUGCUUUUUGAAAAAGGCUAGUUCUCUUGGAACAUUACAAAACAGAUGGCAAAUCGAACUGACCCCUUAUAGUGCUGCCCAUGUCCAGGGUGUAGCCAUGGAAAUGUGAGCGACUAGGAAAACUUGAAGGAACUACUACAGUGGCUCUUGUAGUUCACUGAAUUCACUGCAUAUGUGAUUGUGUUUGGAAGAUUUUAAGAACCUUGACUUGGCAGACUUUCAUUGCCUGCAGUGGCUUCAUAGUCUAUAAUAAUAUACCAUGCUUCCCAAAACAACAAAUUUUACAAUUGAGCCCUUGCAACAUAAAAAUGUAUAUCAACCAUUUCUCCUUUUGUGAAAUCAGUUUUUAGUUUUUGAUUUUGUACAACUUUAACAUUAAAAUGAUAAAUAUACUUUAGACUUGCCUUACUUUAUUCAUGUGGGCAUUGAAAAAAAUAAAACUUGCAAUUAUGCUUCA